Molecule: messenger RNA, 1290 nt
Organism: Impatiens glandulifera
Lineage: Eukaryota; Viridiplantae; Streptophyta; Magnoliopsida; Ericales; Balsaminaceae
Product: transcription factor MYB80-like
Exons: 6
Coding region: 1-1290 (429 amino acids)
Source: RefSeq, a predicted model, not a curated record
AUGGGGCGAAUUCCUUGUUGCGAGAAAGACAAUGUGAAGAGGGGACAAUGGACUCCGGAGGAAGACAACAAACUCUCCUCCUACAUUUCUCAACAUGGCACCCGAAACUGGCGCCUUAUCCCCAAGAAUGCUGGGCUCCAACGAUGUGGCAAAAGUUGCAGGCUUCGAUGGACCAACUACCUCCGCCCUGACCUUAAGCACGGGGACUUCUCCCCUGCUGAAGAGCAAACCAUCAUAAAACUCCAUGCAGUCGUUGGCAAUAGAUGGUCAUUGAUCGCAGCCCAACUCCCAGGACGAACAGACAACGAUGUUAAGAACUAUUGGAACACCAAGUUAAAGAAAAGGCUUUCAGGAAUGGGUAUUGACCCGGUGACCCAUAAACCUUUCUCUCAUCUUAUGGCAGAGAUCGCCACCACCUUGGCUCCACCACAGGUGGCUCACCUUACAGAAGCCGCAUUGGGUUGCUUCAAAGACGAGAUGCUCCAUCUUCUAACUAAGAAGCGAAUCGACUUCCAGCUCCAACCGACCCAUGUUGCCCCAUCACAUUCCAUUAACACCGUAGAAAAUAUGAAGAUGGGAUUUUCUAGCUUAGCUUUAAUAUCCACUUCUUCAACAUCUUCAUCUGAUCAUGAUUUUCAAGGUGGGGAAUGCAUCCAUAGGUUUCAUUAUGUGGACCCAACUACUUCAUUUGGAUCUGAGGGCGGAGUUGAUGGGUCUCCUUGGAACCAGAGCGUUGGAGACCCUUGUGAGGGGACAACACUAGUCAACCGUAGUAUGCAUGAGACGAAGCUUGAGCUUGAUCAUGAAGUGGAGAAAUUAGGAGUUGGGAGAAUUAAUAAUAAUAAAAAUGGUACUGGGUCUAGCAGCAUAUUUGGUUCUGAUAGUGAAACUCAAAUCGAAGAAGAAGACGAUUACUGCGAAAAAGACCACCGAGAAAAAGACCACCGUAAAGACCACUACGAAAGAGACAACUACCGCGAAGAAGACAACUACCGCGAAGAAGACUUAACAGUUGAAGCUGGUGGAUAUGAUAAUCUGACUUUUGAUGAGAGAAGCUGUAGAAACUAUAUUUUAGAAGUUGUGCGGUUGCGGUUAAGAAAUGGUGAUGCUGAAGCGCUAUGUCGGGCUACUUAUGAGUUCUUCUCGAAUGUCAUCACAUUUGUCACAACAUAUUUGACAAACUGUUAUGAUAUGCCUUUUGCUCCUUUUGUCGGGGUUAAUUAUCAUGGACAAUCAAUUUUGCUAGGAUUUGGCUUGCUAUCCAGUGAGGAUUCGGAGUCAUUUAUCUAG